Messenger RNA from Penaeus chinensis, 4481 nucleotides. RefSeq lists its product as uncharacterized. The coding region runs from base 310 to 3348 and encodes 1012 amino acids. Lineage: Eukaryota; Metazoa; Arthropoda; Malacostraca; Decapoda; Penaeidae. The record is from RefSeq and is a predicted model, not a curated record. The transcript has 3 exons.
CGGUCCCGAGCACAGACGUCCCCCUUCGCGCACGGUCCAGCACAGCCCGGCUUCACUCCCGCCUCGCCGUCCACGCAGACCAGCCUCUCUCUCCGCCCGUCAGAGUUCGUCAAGCGAGUGGGUUUUUUUUAUUGGGCCGGCAGAUCCUUCGCUUCGGACAUUUCGUGGUUAAUAUCUGGACUAUAGUUGUGUGGAUUCUGCCGAAGGAGAGACGACUCCCGCUUCCCCUGGAACGGCCAAGCCUUCAGGAGGCGAGAAAUACCGAUUCAAAAAGUGCGUUGGAAUAGGAUGUGCUGACAGCCUCCCGCGAUGGAGAGAGCGAUGUUGCUGAAUAUGCUCCUGCUGGCGCUGGUAGCCUCUGCGACUGCCCAGCUCGCGCCUGUAUACAACCCCGGAGGAACCCCAGAGCCUGUCGUCGUGGAAGCAACGCCUACUGCCGAAGCCCCGACGGCGAAACCUGCUGCAGCCGCUGAGUAUGUGACGAAGACCGUCUACGGGUUCCUGGACUUCACCACGACCGUCGGUUCCACUGUUAUGAUCUUCACGCCACAGAGUCAAAGUGCAAAGCCGAAGCCCAGCAAGACCCGAGACCCCGUGCUGCCUUCGCGGCUGAACCGCCCCUCUUCCCGGAUAACGCUGAGACCGACGCCCACACCCACGCCCACGAUACCCAAAGUAACUGCCACUCCAGCCCCUUCAGUGCUCCCUUCAAAGCUCCCCGCCAUUUCCUCCUCCUCCACCCUCCAGUCGUCCUUCUUCGAGGAUCACACCGCCCUUGACAUCGAGACCCUCUUCGACGUUACUCCCGACGAAGAGAUUAUCUUUGAAUACGACGCCGAGUAUCCGCAGUACGAAGAGCUGGUGGUCGAGGAGUUGGCCGAGGAGGCGAAGGAAGAGCUGAGGAAGCCCACCGCGGCUCCGACUCGCCCGAAGCCCUUCCGCCGGUUCAAGUCAUCUUCCUCCCAGGAACAAGGGAACCGCCGUCGAUUGGACCUCAACUACUUCAACAGCCGCAAGAAGACUCCGUCUCUGCGUCGGCAGACCGGAGGGUCCACCAUCGUCCCCAUCACGAUCGAGGGCACAGGCACGUUCGCCCCAAAGUCUACGUCAGUGAUCCGCCCCACUGUGGUUCCAACCACGCCUACGGAGGUUGUUGUCAGCGCUACACAAGGUUUUGCAACUCUUAGUGUCAUUGGGCCUUUCAGUACCGCUAUCAACAACGAGCUGGGUCAGGUUAAAGAGCACUAUGACUUCCUAUCUUCUGCACCUGUCUUGGAUGUUGAAGAGACGUACGAUGUAUAUGAUGUGGAGCCUACAGCCUCACUGGAGGACCUGUACAGCUCUGGUUUGGUAACAAGUGAUUCGAGCUUCCCUACUGGUCUUGUCACUAAGCUUGGCGGUACCAUUGUGUCAGAUGGCCUCAUCACCGUGCACGAAACCAGUGUCAUUGGCACAUACAUCGCAGGACAAUAUGCCCAGAUCUUGCAGAGCACAUCUCACAUCUUCCAAACCACUCCUGUCCCUGAGAUUUCCUUGAACAGUCCAUCUCUCCCUGAGGACUAUGAAACCGUCAAAUCAGUCAUCAAAGGCUCCGCUACUCAGUUCUUGAGUCCCGAGUCUACUGCGUCUUUGCCGCUGGAAUCUCUCUUCUCGGAACCUUCAAGCCGAGAGCGCAACAGCCGGAAGGACGAGGAAGGAGGCUCGGCCAUCCAGGCUCGUCUCCGCGAAGCCUUGGCCAAGCGCCUGGGGUCCAGCCAGAGCCAAAAUACUCGUCAGGAUCGUUCUCGCCUCGCCCAGGACCCUUACGUCGACGAGGAGAAAGAUGAGUUUGACCUCAAACUCUCGGGAUCGGAUCUGCGACCUUCCUUCGGGUUCCGAGGAUCAACACCCGUCACCAGGACACCCCGAGUGAGCACUCUCUACGCCGAGGAGGUCAAGCCCACCACUUUCCGGCCAAGGUUCAAGCCGACCCCCACACGCCGCUUUGGCAGCAGCCGGCCAACGUCCCUGCGGUCCCCUCCAAAUGCUCCCUUCAGACAGACACGACCUGCCAACCGCUGGCGACUGAACACGUCACCAAGACCCAAAGUAAAUAUCAACAGGCGCCCCGUCAAUCAGCCAGAUAAUUAUGAUGAUCUUCAGGCUGCUGACGAAUCGCAAUCUAUUUCCCGACCAACUGUACCCGAGCCCAUUAUUCCUGAAGGGGGAGAGGAAACCCUGAGGAUUGUGACCAGCACACCGGCUGAUGGAGCCACAGAUGUCUGGUUUGAAGUUGCUACCAUUAGGUCGCUUCACACGUUCCGCGUCGGCACAACAAAGAAUACGCGUUACGUCACGUUCACGAAGACCACGACCCACAGCAUCGACCCAACGCCUUCGCCCCUUGGGCCUCAGGACGACCUCUACGAAACGCCGCUCUUUGAAAACAUCCUGGACGAUGGACCUCGUGACGUGUCGACCCUUCCUCCAGUCGACCUCGGCGAGAGUGACGUGACUGCCCUGCUCGAGACGGUGACAGAGACGUUCAGCACUACGGAGUUGAUGAAGAAGACGUCGGUGCUUCCCGUGCUGCACGCAGGUGAAACCUCGUUCUACACUCUGACGCAGACCUACCACAUCACCCGCGUGGUCACCGCCCUCAAGACGUUGCCGCCCUACGAGGCAUUUUCCUUCAUCCCAGAAAACUCGCUGAACGAGUUCAAUGGCCAGCUUUUGGCAGAGGGAACCGAGAACGACGAGUCCCUCUUGCCUGGCGAAGUGGAGUAUGACGAAAAUGGCGAAAUUGUUGACACGACAAGUGGCACUCGAGUGCCUCCACCACCAGGAUUCCCCUUCCAGGACCCCAACCUUGCAGAAUUAGCUGGAGGCCAAUUCAAUCCCGACGUUUUUGAGAAACAGCUGCACCCACAACUGACAGCAGCUCUUCAGCAGAGGAAUCAGAUGCAGCAGAAGCAUGGCAGUGCAGCACGACCUCAGCUAAGCUCAGGUCAGCUCGCAGCCCCCGGAGACCCCGCUAUUGCAACUCCGAGCCUGACAGCUGAGCAACUGCAGCAGCUGGCGUACCUCCGCCUCAUCAACCCCUACGGCUUCGGCGGGUUCCCUCCCGUCCAGCAGCAGCAACAGACCACCGUUACCUCCUCUCCAGUCACCAUCACCACCGACAUCACCACCACGUCCACACGCGUCCUCCGCGUCAUCUUUAACGCCCGUCCUAUCUUCACCACCAUCAGCAGCGUCGAAGUCGUCCACACGACCAUCACCUCUUUCGAAACGGCAACCGUUACCGUCGCCCCAACCCUCCCCUCCUUCCCCUUCCCCUUCCCCGGGUCUCCCUUCCCGGUGGGCUAAGGAGCCUCGAGAGCGAGCGAGGCCUUAGAGGGCGACGGAGGCGCGGUCUCCGCCCUCGUUCCCGCCCGCUUCCUUGACGCCGAGUGCUGGCACUCUGCACUUAACCUCUACUAACCCCUUGAUAGUCUGACAAUCAGUGUUCAGGCGUGGAAGGUUAUCAUCAGGUCUUCAUUCUGACUUCCGGCAAAGAGAAAGCAAACGUGGGGAAGGAAAAAAUGAACAGAAAGUGUGAUGGGUAAAAAAGACCUUUUUAAUACCAUGAAAUAUAUGAUAAAACGCUCAUUCUUCCCUUCUCCUUUAAUCAACAGAUAAUGCGUCUAUUAUCCAUGAGAGAUUUGUUAUUGUAGGAUAUUGACUAUAUAUAGUAGACUCACAAAUGCCAAAUAGCUGAAGCAUCUCUAACGAUGAAAAUGGUACUAGAUCACGUAAAGAUCACACUUUAUCAAUUAAUCAUUAUUCGGUGUCACAGUUCGUACAGCGAAUGACAUCCAAUGCUGAUUAUUCUGAUACUGGGCAGGUGAUCAUUAUAAUAAACUCAUAAAACAAAGAAGCCAUUAGAUUCGAAUAUGUUAAAUACUGGGUGACCAAAAAGGUUGUUGAGUGCAUUGAACAGCCAUCAAACUCCGUCGUUGUUUCUUUGUGGGAUUUAAAUAGCAAAGAGUUGUCGACAGGGUUACUGACUGACUGUUCCUUUAACUCUUUGAUAGUAGAUUGUCCUCUGUUUCUCAUUUUAAAUUUGAGCUGGUGGAUAAGUAGAUUGUUUUAUAGAUAUACUAUUAGGUUAUUAUUCAGAUAGACAAAACAAAUGGAUCUGUAGAUUAACUAAUUGAAGCAACAUGUAGACACACACACACACACACACACACACACACACACACACACACACACACACACACACACACACACACACAUACAAACACACACACACACACUAUAGUUAUUUCAUUCAUUUUCUUCUCAUUAUUUUCUUGAUAAUAGUAUUUCAUAGCAAACCUACAGGUUUCAUCUUUUCUUCAGGGAAUCGGUCCAUUAAAAAAAAAAGUUUCAGAAUAAAUAUAAACUUCUGCUCUCUGCAAUCUGUCUUACUGGUAGCACGGAUAUCCUUAAGACAAACUUUCACCCAUUCUUUAAAA